UAAAAAUAAAAACCGGGUGCCUCUUCUCUCUUCUCUUCUAGACGAACCCUGCGACGACGAAGCAAUUCCUCGGAACGGUCAUCGGCGCCGUUCAACCGGUUACGAUUGUCGAGUGUUCUUCUGUGUUCUCAAGAUGGAUGUUGGAAGACAAAAACAUAUGCGCGAUGAUCAAACAAGCAAUUGCUGGAGCUAUGGAAGCAUUAAUCACCCAGCAAGCCAAUCUAGGAAGAUGUCAAUUGGAGUUGUUGUAGACUCAAUAGCCAAGAAGAAGUCUAAAUGUGCAAAGGAAAGAGAGUUUAUGGGACCAAAUGCAGAAGAAGGAAAUGCUAACGUAUCAAAUACCAUACAGGGAAAGUUCAACAACGAAGAAGUUACACCUGCCAAAACAACAACAGAAACUAGAACUCCAGAGCAGGUGGGGUCCCCAUGGAUCAGUACUAGACCCUUCCAGAAGGACAUACCAAUUUCAGAUGCUGUGGUUCAUGCCAAGCAAGCCUCUAAUAUAUCAUCUUCUGGCAAGAGGCAGUACAAACUUGAUGGAGCCAGGAACACAACACUUAAAUACUCACUUGAUUUUUUCACAAACAAGACCUCGAUUCUACAGUCUGGUGAUAACAAGCACAAGAAGUUCAGUGGAGUUACCGAGAAAAAGAGGGAACUGAAUGAUGGGAAUGAGGAGGAAGUUCAGGAUUUCACAUUUGCAAAUGUGCAGGAAGUUGUUAUGCAGGAUAAGGAGGUGCUAGUGGACAAAACAGAUGCCCAAGAAAACACAAGAACUGGAACUCUCAGAAUGAAGCUUUGGAAUAUAUUGGGAGCUGCUGCUUCACCUAACGAUCAGCACCCCAAAUCUCAGGAACCUGAGGUUGGUCGUGAUAAUUUAAUUCCUCAAUCAGAAGUUGAUCAGAUGGCUGAUCUCGUCAAUAGGACAAAGAACUCUGAUGAACCAGCGGACAAGUAUAUGGAAAAAGGUGACGCCUUCAUCAAACAUAGGCAAAAUUCUGAUACUAUUGAAACAGACUCUGAAAGUCCCAACAACACUGUCAGGAGACCUGUCACUCGAUCUUUAAUUCGAAAGAGAGCCCAAGCCAAAGUAGGGAGGACAACUACAAAGCCUGCCCCAUCUUCUGGUUACAAACGGAAACAGCGAGAUAAUGUAUAUUCUUUUGAACAAGAAUUCUAUGAGGCAUUACAGGAUUCUGCUGGCAAAUCUUCAAAAUUUCAGAAGAAGAGAGAGAAUACAGGUUUCAGAACUGAGACUCAUGAGGUCUGCCUUCCUGAAAAGGAUAAUCCAACUAAGAUUCAGCAAGCGAUUUAUAGGAGGGGGAAACGACCAUCAGCUAAGAAAGCUUGUUCUGGAGGUACCAAAAUGGGAGAUUUUCAAGGUUGUCUACCUGACGGUGAAAAUGAGUUUCCUGAACAGGAGAAAACUGUCCCAGAGAAAGAAUUUGACUCCUCACCACUGAUUAGCAAGAAAUUUGGGGAUUGUGACAAGUCAGAGAGUAAGAACCACCAGCAAGGUAGUGAAAAUCCAAGCUCUAAGAAUCCUGUUAAUUCAGAAAAUAAUUUUGUAAGUCCAACAUUUGGAAUUAGAGGACCUGUGUCAAUUUCUUCACCUAGCUCAAUCCCAAAAUCAGACCAAAGGGCAGAUUGUAGUAGUCCAGCACGAAUGGAGAGGCGAUUUGAUAUGGGAGAUAUUCGCGGCUUCAGAUCUUUCUCGACUUCGAAACAAGAUUUUUCUGAAAACGGUCAAACACAAUCAUCUGAUGCCGCUGCGGAGAUCAGGGAUUCCCCACUGAUGAAAACAGCACCUGAGAUGGAGAAAAAUGAUGCAGAAUCUGGUCUAUCUUUAUCAUCAUCAGAAGAGAGGGACUUAGAGACUUUUGAAGAAGGUUCUCCUGUUAUGCGAGGACAUAAAUGGACUGUAGAAGAUAAUUGCAUGGAGGAACCUUCAGACCCUAAUGAAGUGGACGGAUUGGCUAGGGCUGUUGAACUAUUUGCUUUGGGACUAGAAAAAUUAAAAACCAAAAUGAAGACGGCAACUACAAGGAAAUCCUCUGAAAUCUUGACAUCUGUUGCUGCAGAGGUUCAGUUGCGGCUGCAGAAUGUAGAGUCUCAGAUUCAAACAGACAUGGGAAAGCUUACAAACCUUAGCAAAUCAAAGAGAAAAAAGCUUGAAACAAGGUUUGAGGAGCAACAAGGACAACUGAAAGUGAUCUGUGACAAGUUCAAGGAACAGAUCAAUCAGCAUCUUCAGGAUUGCAAAAGUACAUUUGAAGGUCUGGAUGUGUACCAGACAGAGUUCAAAGGAACCGUGGAAAAGCAAAAAGCAUCACACCGUAAGCUUGUCUCACAAGUGGAAGAAGCAAUUGAGAACCAACUGAACGAUGCCCAAAAAAGAAUCAAAGUCAUGAAUGAGACGAGACGUGGACAGAUGCUCCAGUUAAAGCGCCAACUAGCUUCCUGUUUGAGAGAGGGAAUUCUAAGUUGAUGAGUGUGAUGUGUACAGCUGCAGUGGGAAACAAAUAGUAUUUGGCUUAUGGGUAACGACAGUUUUGGGUGAUUUGCAUCUCGCAAUUUACAUUUCUGUUUAGAAAUAUACCAGCAUUUCUCUAUUUCGUAUGACAUAGGUUAUUAAUUUGUAAACACGUACAGAAUUUUCUCUUGAUGAUUCGAUCUUUUGGUCAUUACUUCACAAUAUGAUUUGUGUUAGGUGAAGAAUGAUAUUUCGAUAUGGUAUAAGAUUCACACUU
Messenger RNA from Argentina anserina (silverweed cinquefoil), 2750 nucleotides. RefSeq names its product meiosis-specific protein ASY3. The transcript is spliced from 11 exons. Bases 134 to 2488 code for a protein of 784 amino acids. The record is from RefSeq and is a predicted model, not a curated record. NCBI's taxonomy places the organism in Eukaryota, Viridiplantae, Streptophyta, Magnoliopsida, Rosales, Rosaceae. Gene Ontology annotation, biological process: meiotic cell cycle.